This is a messenger RNA of Dermochelys coriacea (leatherback sea turtle), 1415 nucleotides long. RefSeq names its product small nuclear ribonucleoprotein U4/U6.U5 subunit 27 (gene SNRNP27). Gene Ontology annotation, cellular component: precatalytic spliceosome. NCBI's taxonomy places the organism in Eukaryota, Metazoa, Chordata, Testudines, Dermochelyidae. Gene Ontology annotation, biological process: RNA splicing. The coding region runs from base 123 to 593 and encodes 156 amino acids. The record is from RefSeq and is a predicted model, not a curated record. The transcript has 6 exons.
GAACCAAACAUCCGGCGGAGCGAGUUCCCAGCCGGAGCCGGACUGCCCGCCGGAAGUGCCCGGCGGAGGCUUCUGCCGGAUGUGCGCGGCCCAGGGAGCCGUUGGGGUCCGGGCUCGGCGGGAUGGUCCGGAGCCGCUCCAGGUCCCCCCCGCGGAGGGAACGUAGGCGCUCUCGUUCUGCUUCCCGGGAGAGGGAGAGGAGGCGACGGGAGCGUUCGAGGUCCCGGGAGAGGGACAGGAGGAGGAGUCGUUCCCGUUCCCCGCAUAGGAGGCGAUCCAGGUCCCCGAGACGUCACAGAUCCAGCUCUUCUUCCCCGUCCCGGCAGAAGGAAAGGCGAGACGAUGAAAAGAAAGAAAACAAAGAUGCCAAAAGCAAAGAGCAUCAGAUCACCGAAGAAGAUAUGGAAGGCAAAACAGAGGAGGAAAUUGAAAUGAUGAAAACAAUGGGCUUUGGAUCCUUUGACACAACAAAAGGGAAGAAAGUGGAUGGCUCUGUAAAUGCCUAUGCUAUAAACGUGUCACAGAAGAGAAAGUACAGGCAGUACAUGAACAGAAAAGGUGGAUUCAACAGACCGUUGGAUUUUAUUGCUUGAUGUCUAGUCUUGUUACCUGUGAAGAAUGACAUCUGGAGCACGAAUAGUUAACAUUUUAUUGUCUCGCUGUGACUUGUGUGUGCUGGGGUCUCCGAGCCAGGAACUCAGCUUCUCACUGUAAAAAGAAAUCAGCUUAUUUAUGAGAGCCCAGAAACGUUUGCUUUGUCUUCGAGGAAGAGAGGGUAAAAAUGAUGCUUUUUCGAAAUGUUGGGAUUUGAAUAUGUUCAGGCCUGUUUUGUUCCCUGUCAGGACUUUCCUGUUAGAUGUAUUAUUUUUCAUUUCUUCCCUGAGUUUUUUAAAAUAACAAAAUAUUGUCAGUUACAAUAAAAACCAGUAUAUAUUUACCCCCACCCCAUAGUUUAAAAUAUGAUGGCGUUGCUCAGGAAUAAAGCACCAGAGAGGAGGCGCUUGGAGAUGUCUGGGCAAUUUAUUUGCCUGUCAAACAGAGGGAUAAAUCACUGUGAAGAUAAAUCUGGUUGAGGGUUUAAAACAGAAACAGAAUUAUUUUGAAAGUGUGCUCAUGGGAGAAUGUUGAAAGAGAAUUGUUUUCCUAAUUUUAAGAUCCCCCCCCCCCUUACUUUUCACAUAUCCCUUUCCUUACUAGAUAAUAAUCAAAGUUGUCAAGAACUACCGAGUAGGAUAGUAUAGCAUAGUGUCAAAGGGUUGCAGUUUACUUGCUGUUUGGCUUGGAAAAACGUAAUAUUCCUCAGUUUUCAUAUUUGUUUACAGAUUUGUUACUUAAAAUUCUUCUUGAGGCUGAUUCUUCUGUGAGCAAAGUUUGGAGGUAAAUCUGGGUUAUAUUAAAGACCCAGAGGUGAAACA